CGGCAGUGCUGAUAACAAUGGCGAGCGAGAGAAGGGGGCCCGGGGGAUUGUGAGGCAGGAGGAGGGGAGCGUCGGGUGCUCGUGUUUUCAGGCCGCUGUGGUAAGUUUCCCCCUCCGAAUGGCGGACUUUGUAGUCCCUCGGCACAGCGCCGUGAUGGAGCGCCUCCGCCGGCGGAUAGAGCUCUGCCGGCGGCACCACGGCUCCUGCGAGUCGCGCUACGAAGCCGUGGCCGGGGAGAGGCUGGAUCUUGAGAAACAACAGACCUUCCAGCUACACCAGCGCUGCCUGCAGGCCAAGGCCAAGCGAGCCGGCAAGCACCGCCAGCAGCCGCCGGCCAACCAGGAGCCCGGGGCCGGCAGGGGCAGUCAGGCCGGCAACAUGGAUCCUGGAGACGGAGGCGGAGGAGGCACGGGGGAGCAGUGCAGGAACAGCACCCUGAUCGCGCAGCUCCAUGAAACAGUUAAACGGAAACUGGACAGCGCGGCUUCACCACAAAAUGGGGAUCAACAAAAUGGUUACGGAGACAUGUUUUCAGUGCCCAAAAAACUCCGACAUGAUGAUGGACUGUCUGGAGUAAUUGGGUCUUCGAAUGGAAUGCCUCCCGUUUCUCCGCUUCAUCAAAUGGACAGCAAGCCUCCCAAUGGGGAUUCUUUGCAGAUAAACGGGAACCAUUCAAUUGGACUUGAUGGUGUCAAUAAAAAGUGUCUUCCGGAUACAGGCCUACAACUGAACGGAGACGUAGAUGAAUUUGCUCUUUGCUUAGGCAAAGAGAUGAAGCAGGAACCAGUUGAUGAUCUACCUUGUAUGAUCUCUGGAGUAGGGGGUGUCAUGUCUCAAAAUAACUUACCUGACCUAAACCUUAAUGAGCAAGAAUGGAAGGAACUCAUAGAAGAACUUAACAAGUCUGUACCUGAUGAAGACAUGAAGGAUAUUUUUGGCGAUGACUUCGGAGAGAAAAAGGACACAGAUGCCUCAAACUCGGCAACACAAACUCCUCUACCACAAGACAUUCAUAUAAAGAGUGAGUUCUCUCCGGCAACUUUUGAGCAGGAAUCCAUCGGGUCACCACAAGUGAGGUCGGCCUCCUCCGGACCCUAUGUUGGAAACGCUUCGGUGCCUGCUGGCAGUGCAUCUCCCGUAGUGGGUGGCGGGGCACAGACUGUGUUCCAGCCAUCCACUCAGACUGUGACUGAUUCAUCAAAUCAGACUAUGAUGCAAACCUCUAACCAGGCACCAAAUGUGCAGAGACCUCUACCCAAUGUGUUAAUGCAAGGACAGAGCACUGGAACUGCCAAAGAAUUGUCCUCAGCACAUCAACUUCAGCAGAUAGCAGCAAAGCAGAAGAGGGACCAGAUGCUACAGAACCAGUCGCAGGUUCACCAAGCAAAUCAGAUGACCAACUGGCCUCAAUCUAGGUCAUCCCAGAGCCCUUUAGGUGUUCCAUACAACAUGGAGAAGCCGACCAGCCCCUCUGUUUAUCAGCAAGACUUUAACAACCAGAAAAUGAUGAUGCAGAACAUGAACAAGAGUUCACCACGUGGUGGAGGCAACUACAUGCAGCCAAACCAUGUCAACAUGAUUGGUCACAAGCCUCCAAACAAUAUGAACCCUGGCCAGGUUUCUGGUCCAAAUCCAAUGCUGGACUAUGGCAACACCAAACCCCUCUCCCAUUAUGAAGCCGACUGUGGUCCAGGGGUGGCAGCGCAAAAUCAGAGCAAAGCUGCAAUGCUGACAUAUCUUCAGCAACGUCAACCACAGCAAAUGCCGCACAUGACUGAUGAGCAGAGCCAAAUGUUCCUAAUGAAAAGAAAAGCUGGAAUUCCGUAUAGACCUUUAGUACCUCACGGUCAGGAUCAGAACCCCCAGCCUAAUGUCCAGCGUGUUGCUGUCUCAGCACCUGGACCCGGUGUGAGCACACAACCUCCACAGGUCUCUAUGGCUGGUAACCACAGCAAUGGCAACUACCUGAGCAGCCAGCAGCAAGCUGUGAUGAAGCAGCAGCAGCAGCUAAUGAUGGAGCAGAAGCAGAGGGAGCAGCUACUCAUGGAGCAGCAGAAGCAGCAGCAGCAGUAUCAUCUAAUGGGGCAACGACAGCAGCUUCUGGCUGAGCAGGAAAAGCAGAGACACCAACAGGAACAGCAGCUACAACGACACCUGACCAGACCUCCACCUCAGUAUCAGGAUCAGCCUCCGAAUUCAUAUCCGCAACAGCAAGUUGGCCCUUUUCCAGGGUCAAAUUCAGUUAUGAAUCAUCCCACCUCUGGAAGUCCACGCAUGUUUUCACAGACACAGUCCAUGAUCCAGAUGGGUACUGGACAUGCCUCUGUGACGUCCUUGCCAUCUGGUUCUAACCCCCAAGACCGGGCUGUUUCCCAGUAUCCUAACUUGCAAAGUGUGCAGCGUGGUGGAAUGUAUAACAUGGGGUCAGGUCUCCCACAAAUGGUGCCAAAUCAUGCAACACAACCUAACAUAGCGAAUGGACAGCCUCAAAUUCAGAGGCCAACCAACAUGGGUCAAGGAAAUCCUCUCCCUGCUGGCUACGGGCAAAACGUUAUGGGAAAUGCUGGCUUACCGCCUCAGCACAACAAAGGCAUGAACCCUGCCCUGGCAAAGGCCCAGAUGCCAAGAAUGCCCACAACCAUGGCAGCUCAGAACCCAACAUGGCAGCAUCAAGGCAUGCAGAACAUGAACAGUCAGGCCCAAGGAAAUAACGGCUUGGGUGGAUUCAACCCUGCCAGUGCUGGAUUUCACAUCCAGCAGAAUCAUCACAAAAUGGCUAACCAGCAGUUUGGACAAGGCAUGCCACAGGUUGGUCUCGGAUCCAGUCGACCAAUGUCAUCGAUAAACUCUUCCGUCCCUGGUCAGAUGAUGCCAAACAUGGCAUCCCAGCAAAGGACAAAUCCUGCCAGUCAACAGCCAGCCUCCAAACAGCAGGUGCUACCAGUGAUGAACCAAGCAGUACCAGACCUGAAUGCGUUCAACCAGAAUCCGGGACAACAGAUGGCUAACCGAGCCGGUCUCCACUGUAAUCAAAACUACCAGGUGAGAUCAGCCAAUCAGGAUCUGCCGUUUGUCUACGGCAACCAGUCAGGCAAUGGUGCGCUACAGAAUUUAUCUGGGGACGCUGACUUGUUGGACUCGCUACUAAAAAACAGGACUUCGGAAGAGUGGAUGAAUGAUUUGGAUGAGCUGCUGGGGAAUCAUUGAUACUGAGCUGGUUCAUUUUUAUUUUUUAUGACGGGACGUUUUAGUACAUUUUUAUAAAAAAAAAAAAAUUAUAUAAAAACUAAAA
Molecule: messenger RNA, 3293 nt
Organism: Spea bombifrons (plains spadefoot toad)
Lineage: Eukaryota; Metazoa; Chordata; Amphibia; Anura; Pelobatidae
Gene: MAML1
Product: mastermind like transcriptional coactivator 1
Exons: 5
Coding region: 119-3208 (1029 amino acids)
Biological process (GO): positive regulation of transcription of Notch receptor target; Notch signaling pathway
Cellular component (GO): nuclear speck; nucleoplasm
Molecular function (GO): transcription coactivator activity
Source: RefSeq, a predicted model, not a curated record